GCCACAUUGAACUACUCUACGUGACACAAAUGUCUGGACACAAUAAAAUAUGAAAGGAUUUUUCUGUCCACAUAUAAAUCAGUGUAAAUAAAGAGGCAUUUCCUGAUCACAGCCGUGUCCGGUGAAGAACCAAAGCCUUCAUGCAAUCCGCGCACUUCAGCAGCGGACCCUUCAGUGCACCAGUUUUAUAAAGUGAUCUCGCGCCGAAACCGAAACAAAGCGCAAAGUUGAUUGAUCGCGGAAGUUUUCUCGACUUGAUCAGACUAGAGAUCUGGUGAAAUCCAAAGCGCGAUGCCAGCAGCCCAUGACGGCUGAGACACAUUAGAGCCUCGCCGCAUUUCUCUCGCCAAUGCUGGAAUGGACGCGGCUGAGCCUCAUCGACGCGCCUCUCUCCGGAGCACCAGCUCGAACUAGACCUAAAACGCGCAUUUAAGGCUGUUUGGGUUCUUUUUCUCGCUCGGACCGUUGUUGAAGUUUUCUGUGAGAAACAUGUAACAGGCGUUGGACGCCUCUGGACCAUGUCCACCUUUCCAAGCCUUGACUGGUGCGCGCCAGAGUCCCUCAUCAUCCCAUGGUCAAUGUGUGUGAACAGGCCUGCUGUCUGUGUGACUGUAAUGCUGCUGCUCGCAGCGGCCCACAGUAAACGUGCAUGUGAUUAUUCUGCGAUCAUCAGCACCUACAGGGCUCUUAUCCUGGUUGAGCUCCAAAACCUGAAUCUGACUGGUUCAUUUGACUUAUCAAAAGAAAAGGACCACUGUCCGUCUGAGAAGGUUCACCGUAUCCUGCGAUAUAUUUAUAAUAUGACCCACAUCUUCAGCUGCUUGAGUGAACGGCAGAGACUCCCGCAUGCAGACCGCAUGACGAAGGUGGUGGAACAAAUGGAGCUGCUCAUCAUGCGAAACUGCCGCAAACCAGAGAGACUGGCAAGUAGACGGAAAAAAGCAUCUUGCAAACCAGGGAAGAAACGAAAAGGAAGACAGCAGCGGAGAAUGAAAAUGAUGGGCAUGCUUAUAAACUGCUGGCAGAGGUUGCUGAGUGUGACCGCUUAUUAAAUUACAGCAUACACAGGUCUCAGUUCAGCUCCACUACACAUUAUUUAAAACAAUAUGCACAAUAACUUUCCCUUUAUCCUUAUUUAUUCACUUUCACUUUUUAAUAAAAAAGAAACACCAAGUGUUUUGUAUAAUACUCCUUCAGUCAAAUAAUAAGCUGAGAUUGUGUCGAACACAUAAGACACUGUAUGGUUAUAUGUUUCUACUUCUGGUUGUAUAUCUUUUAUUUGAUAGCACUAUAUGAUUUAUGUAUAACAAGUUUAAAAGUCUAUUCAUGUUAAACAGUUACAUGCACGGUUAGAUGCACAUAUAUACUUGGACACUCACAUCUGGUGCUGCACAUUGAGCCAAAACUACAACUCUUAAUAAUUUAAAGUUGACAACGUUAUUCAUGUUCUCGUGGUUCAAACACUAAUAAUUGUACAUUCACAACAUAAUUACUCAAAAUAAGCUGUCUCGGUAACUUAUCUUCUACCUUUUCAGUGGAUUCAUCUUUUAAAAUGUGUGUUGGGUAGAAGAAGUUGCUUGUUUGUCUGAAUUACGUUGAAGUUUUAUUGGAUAGUAAUAGAUGCUGUUUUGGAAACUGUCAGACAUCAAUUUGCUGCUUUGGUGCUGCUGAUUUGUCUUGUUUUGUUGAUUCCUUCUAUAAGUCCACUUUUUCUGUAGGUAGAUUUAAAAAAUAAAUUAAUAAAAACUCUGA
Messenger RNA from Onychostoma macrolepis, 1752 nucleotides. RefSeq lists its product as uncharacterized. The record is from RefSeq and is a predicted model, not a curated record. Bases 519 to 1052 code for a protein of 177 amino acids. Lineage: Eukaryota; Metazoa; Chordata; Actinopteri; Cypriniformes; Cyprinidae. The transcript is spliced from 5 exons.